Molecule: messenger RNA, 1352 nt
Organism: Actinia tenebrosa (Australian red waratah sea anemone)
Lineage: Eukaryota; Metazoa; Cnidaria; Anthozoa; Actiniaria; Actiniidae
Product: D-ribitol-5-phosphate cytidylyltransferase
Biological process (GO): protein O-linked glycosylation via mannose; isoprenoid biosynthetic process
Cellular component (GO): cytosol
Molecular function (GO): D-ribitol-5-phosphate cytidylyltransferase activity
Source: RefSeq, a predicted model, not a curated record
AUGGAGGACGAAGAGAGUGAUGAGAAAGACAAGGUGACUUUUACUGUGUGUGCUGUUCUUCCAGCAGCAGGUAGCGGCACGAGAAUGCGUAUGGAGACUCCUAAACAGUUUUGUGAGAUCCUAGAUCGGCCAUUGAUAAGUUACACUAUUGAGGCAUUUGAAAGAGUUAGAUGGAUGAAAGAAAUAGUGGUACCCGUGGCAGAAGAUACCUUGGAACAUAUGCAACAAAUUUUAAAGAAUUUCAAUCAUACCAAAGUAAGACUGACUCUUGGAGGAAACACUAGACAUAAAUCAAUUUUCAGUGGAGUUAAAGAAUUAGCAAACCACAAGAAGCCACCAGAUAUUGUCAUCAUUCAUGAUGCUGUUAGGCCAUUUGUUAGUGAAGACAUCUUGAGAAAAGUAGCUUUGGCAGCCAAUAAUCAUGGGGCUGCUGGUGUCACCCGUCCACUAGUUUCGACAGUCAUUGCCUGUAAUGAGGAAGGCUUUCUUGAUCACUCACUUGAAAGAUCCACGUAUCGCAACAGUGAAAUGCCCCAAGCAUUUAAGUUUGAUGUCAUUUUUGGUGCAUAUCAAAAGUGUACAGAGUAUGACUUUGAGCAUGGUACAGAGUGCCUACAUCUUGCACUAACAUAUUCUAAUACAAGAGCAAAGCUGGUAGAGGGAACAGACUCACUGUGGAAGGUUACUCACAAAAGAGAUUUGUUUGCUGCAGAAGCUACUUUAAAAGAAUUAAGAAGAUUAAAAGCAUUAGUAAUCAGUGACCAGCAAGGUCCAGUUGAAGAACAGCUUAUAUCAAAACUUCGAAAACAAAAUGUUGAUGUACAGUUUUCUUCAUCAAGUGACUUAUCAAAUAUACCCAAGGCAGCAUUAUGUUCAGUAGAUGUGGUGUGUAAAAUCAUAAGGCACACAUGCCUCUCCAGAGUUAGUGGAACAGCAGAAGAGGAAAGACCAAGUCUUAUUUUGGAUCUGUCACCUUCCAUAGAAGCACUGGAAGUAUUUGACAACUCUGCACACCAGAGAAAAUCAAUUUUAACUUUAGUAAUUUCCCAUGAACAGAAUGGAUUGGAUGAUUUAAAGAAACAUAUGGUUGAAUUGAACUCAAGAGCAAGGUCAAAAGGAAUAACCUGUUUUGGUAUUUAUGUAGAUACUGCAAAGUGUAAUAAAGAGGACCAUUGGCCAAUUGAAGAUUGUAAAAAUCUGGCAGAGAUGACAUCUGAAAUUGCUUUAAAUACAAGUUCUUUGUUGAGUGGACAGGUCUUUGAAUACCUUUAUAAUUGAAAAUACUAUGUUAACUGGUUUUUGGCAAUCAACUAUUCCAAAUACAGUAUACAGUGUAAAUAAUAGCAGCUAAU